Molecule: messenger RNA, 408 nt
Organism: Staurois parvus
Lineage: Eukaryota; Metazoa; Chordata; Amphibia; Anura; Ranidae
Source: the annotation of a GenBank genome assembly
AUGCAGACUGCUUCUACAAACAUUUAUGAAAGACUGUGCAAUAAGUCAAUCAGUGAAAUUUCCUUGUUACUAAAUAUUCCACAGUAAACUGUUAGUGAUAUUAUAACAAAGUGGAAGCAACUGGGAACAACAGCAACUCAGCCGCGAUGUGGUAAGCUGCAUAAAAUGACAGCACAGGGUCAGUGCAUGUUGAAGCACACUGUGCGCAGAAGUCGCCAACUGUCCGCAGAGUCAAUAGCUAAAAUCCUCCAAACUUUGUGUAGUCUUCAGAUUAGCACAACAACAGAGCAUAGAGAGCUUAAUGGAAUGGGUUUCCAUAGCCGAGCAGCUAAAUCCAAGCCUUACAUCACCAAGUGCAAUGCAAAGCGCCCGAUGCAGUGGUGUAAAGCAUGCCGUCACUAGAAUCUA